Molecule: messenger RNA, 1569 nt
Organism: Geodia barretti
Lineage: Eukaryota; Metazoa; Porifera; Demospongiae; Tetractinellida; Geodiidae
Source: the annotation of a GenBank genome assembly
AAGGCUAAGUUAAGCACUACUACGCAGACUCUUCUCCACCACAAGAAGGAUCUCUCGUGCGUGAACCUGCAGUCGAUAGUAAGUCGAUCAGCUCUGUAUACUGUAAAGUAGUUGCCCAGUCAUAAAUACUAUAAUAUACAUUGUGAUAACCGUACAUGUGUUACAUAUAUGUGAUUACUUAUUACGUAUAUGUGUGUCAGUAUGAGAGAUGAGUCGUGGAAGGGGAAGAGGGAGAGGGCGAGGUAAGCCGUUUGCGGGGCUAGAGUCCCUCCUGCCCGGAGAACCCCCUCCUCCGCCAAUUUUAACCCCUCCCCCACUGUUUCCACCGAUGGAAAAACGGCCCCUCGAGCUGCGCAAGUUGCCGACCGACACCGAACUGCUAGCUCUGAAGGAGAACCUACGACUGUACAUGCAACAGAGUCCAUUUGCUCUGAAGGCCGGUCCGGAAAAACAGGGGAUUCGGCGAUACUCUGACAAGUACAUACAACUCCUAGAGAGUGAGAGCAACGAAUUUGUUAGCUGGAGACCUGACUGGAGAUUUUUCCCGGGCGAGCUACGCCCCGGGAGCUCCAAGAGAAGAAGAGUUUCGUCUGGCCCGAAACCAGUGGUGCCUUCUUCAAGAAAGAGAGCGAGAAGUUCGGAAGGAGGGAGAGGGGGAGGGGGUGGUGCGGGGAAAGACAGUGCCCCACCUGGAAGAAAGAAAGUCACCUUUGCCGAUGGUGGGGAAAGGGUUGACCCGUUGUCUGAUGUUGAUGAGUCAGUGACGAAGGAGAAGGGGGAGGAGGAAGGGGAGGGGGAGGAAGGAGAAGGAGAGGUGGAAGAAGAGGUCUACGAUGAAGAGGUGGAGGAGGAAGACACUGACUACAACAUGUCAUACUUUGAUAAUGGGGAGGACUAUGGCGGAAAUGAAUCGGAUGCUCUCGAAGAAGGACCUUGUUACUAGCAGCAAUCGUUAUCGUCAUUCUUGUGAAAAAUCAUCUUUAUAUCAUCUCAUGGUUAUAUGAAUGUUUGUCAGAAAAGAUGGGUGUAAUGCUUUUUAUGAUGUCAGUUGAAAAGUUAAAAACAACACCACAAAGUGUACUUGAGAGUGGGUCAAUGGAGGUCGGUGAAGAUGGAGACAUGAUGGUGGAGGAUAUUAUGUGUGAAGGAGCUGAGGCGGUGGCUGUAGGUGGUGGCAGAGACGGACUAGAUAUCAGUUCAUGUGACGAGGAGGUCCCUGUCUAUUACUCACCUCACCAACACCAAGUUUCUGUGGGAGUGGCUGGUAUGAUGGUGAAGUUGGUGAGGAUUGUGAGGAGUGUGGAGGUCACGCCAUGACCAGGCCAUGCCCACUGUGCCAGGGGCAGUGUGGAGCAGUUUGGUCUCGAAGUGUCCACAUGAGUCAUAGAUUUCACAAGGCUCACUGGAACGGCCAUGUUCACUGAGUGAGGAACAAAGAUCUGCAAUGCUAUUGAGGACACUGGUUCAGCCUGAUAGUAAUGAACUAGCUGAUGCCAUGCAAGACUUAGGUACUUGAAUUAGUUACUGUACUCAUUCUAUCAUAAAAACAAAUGUAAAUGAAAUUGCAAA